GCGGCCUGCGGUGCCCCGCGUCCGGGAUCGCGAAACUCCGGGGACCAGGCGGGCAAGCCCCGGGGGUUUAGAGGAUCGCGAAUGUGGAGUGGAAAUGAUCGCCCUGGGGCGAGGCGCGGCUGAGAGUUCCGGGGCUGGGAGAGAAUCCCGACUGGGCGGCUGGAGACCUGCGUCCUGGUCCCCGCUCUGCGAUGGAGACGCUAAAUGGCCGGAGAUAGGAACUAGCCCUAUUGAAGACCCAUCUUCUUCAGCCAGAACUGAGACACUCACAGGGCUGAGGCUUCAGAGACCUCAGGGACUUCUUUCAAUACUCACAGAAACCUCCUUUACCCUGGUGAUGGCACAAAGGGACUGUUUUCUUGCUCUUAGUCUGAAUAACUGCCAGGAAGGAAGGCAGAGGUAGAGCUGUGGUUCUUCCCAUAGCUCCUGAUCUCAGAUGUUAUUCAAAUUCUCUCUGAGCCCCAGGACAAAGCUCACUUGAACAAAUGAUUUUGAGUCAUGAAUGAAGAAUCUUGCUCUUUCCAUAAGGAGAAAGAAUUAACUAAUGGACAGGCUGAACAUGUGUCUGCCCGCUGCUCUCCACCACCUGACAGGGACACCGGUGCUCUUCUGGCCUUCCGAGGAAUUCCGAUCUCAGAGUUGAAGAACCAUGGAGUCCUUCAGGCCCUGACAACCGAAGCUAAUGGAUGGCAGCCAGGCGUUGUGAGUACAGAGGUGCUCAGAGCCCAAGAAGAAUGGGAGGCCGUGGACAGCAUCCUGCCAGAGACAGGGAAUCAGGCCAGCUCAGACCAGCCUGGGCAGCUGAUCUCCUUCAGUGAGGCGCUACAUCAUUUCCAGACUGUGGACCUCUCCUCCUUCAAGAAAAGAAUCCAGCCAACUAUUCGAAGGACCGGGCUCGCUGCCCUCCGACACCGCCUCUUCGGGCCUCCCAAGCUCCAUCAGGGCCUCUGUGAGGAAAGGGACUUGGUCCUAACCAUCGCUCAGUGUGGCCUGGAUAGCCAAGACCCAAUGCAUGGCCGAGUUCUCCAGACCAUCUACAGGAAGCUGACUGGCUCCAAGUUUGACUGUGCCCUUCAUGGAGAGCACUGGGAAGAUCUGGGCUUCCAGGGAGCAAACCCAGGCACAGACUUGAGAGGGGCAGGCUUCCUCGCCCUCCUGCACCUGCUGUACCUGGUGAUGGACUCAAAGACUUUACUGAUGGCUCAGGAGAUUUUCCGCCUGUCUCAUCACCAUAUCCAGCAAUUCCCUUUCUGUCUGAUGUCUGUGAAUAUCACCCGCAUCACAAUCCAGGCCUUAAGGGAGGAGUGUCUCUCCAGGGAGUGUAAUCGGCAGCAGAAGGUGAUCCCGGUGGUGAACAGCUUCUACGCUGCCACUUUCCUCCGUCUGGCACAUGUCUGGAGGACGCAGCAGAAGACCAUCUCCGACUCAGGCUUUGUCCUCAAAGACUUGGAAGUGUUGGCCAAGAAGAGCCCAAGGCGGCUGCUCAAGACCCUGGAGAUCUACUUGGCAGGAGCAUCAAAGGGACAAGCCUCCUUGCUGGGAGCACACAAGAGCAAUGGGCCACAAGCCUCUCACUCCAAGGACCUCACCUUCACAGGUGUGUGCGACCUGCUGCCGCACUCGUCGGAAGGCACACGGCUGAUCUGACCAACCCCGGAGGCUGACUGAUGGACUGGAAGGCCGUGCCACCGGGCCUUUCAGAAGGCACAUGCAAGCCAUGUCAGGAGCACCCUGGCUGGGCCAGCUGCCAGUCUCAGCAGAAGAGACGGGACAUAGGGACAUAGUCUGGGGAGCCACGGACCCUUAUACAUGAGACGUUAGGGGUGGUGAGCUGACCCACUCCCCAUAGUCUUGUCUCCAGAGCAAGGAGAAUUUUGCCCUAAUCUUAGUUGGACUGUAGCUUCCAGGUCCUCUCAAGGAGCAAGUGGAUCAAGCCCCACCCCCGGGUGUACCGUGUAUCCCGAUGUUAAAGGGUUUUCCCCAGGAAAGGCACCAGAAUUCUGAUCCCUGGCAGGGGCCCUCAGACCCCUGGUGUCUGCAGGACAGGGUAUGUAGUUAGAAACGAAGAGGCAGUAGAGGCAGCCACCAACAGGGGGCAGCACCAACCAGGCAAGCCACCUGCCGCUGCUGCUGGCUGAGCCUGCCUUCCUGUCUGUCCGCAGGGCCAGGAUCAGAACCCCUGCCCAGGUUUCUGCCUUGUAUUUACCCCACCCUCACCUCUCACCAGUCCUCCUGUCCGGUGGAAGUUGUGCAGUUCCCAUUAGGGAUGGUUUUCUGGCCUGCUCAAGGGAAGGCAGAAAUGCACACACCAGCAGUUUUUGAAUAAAAUUGAAUUAGGU
Messenger RNA from Condylura cristata (star-nosed mole), 2339 nucleotides. RefSeq names its product ELMO/CED-12 domain containing 3 (gene ELMOD3). The record is from RefSeq and is a predicted model, not a curated record. Bases 499 to 1647 code for a protein of 382 amino acids. Lineage: Eukaryota; Metazoa; Chordata; Mammalia; Eulipotyphla; Talpidae. The transcript has 13 exons.